This is a messenger RNA of Durusdinium trenchii, 1073 nucleotides long. Lineage: Eukaryota; Dinophyceae; Suessiales; Symbiodiniaceae. The record is from the annotation of a GenBank genome assembly.
AGAGUUGGAUCAAACAGAUUCGGUUCCACUCGUUCGUUUCACCAGAAUAUGCGCUAGCAAUUUCCGGCGCGGGACACGCGAAGUGGCCUUUGCGGGCGCAUCGUCAUGAAACCCGUAGAAGAUGCGUGGGAUGAAUUUGAUGACAUGGAUUAUUAUGACGAUGUUGAGAGAUUGCCUUGCACUCUAAAGUAUUUGGUGGUGUGUAUUUCUUUGCCCUUACUGAAUGGCUUCAUCAAUGGGUUUGCCGGGUCUGCACAAGCACUCUACUUCAGAGAUAUGAACUGGCCUUUGUGGCACCUUGGCAUUUCUCUUGCGGUGGGCUUUUGCUUGCGCCUCUUCUCACAAUACAUUCAAGUGCAGCUUGGGAUAUGGACAGCUUUGCCUAUGUCAAUGUUGCACUUGAUCGGUGCAGUCUUGGCCAUUGGCUUUACCACCGAGGAAUGGGCGAUCUGUGUGGAGAUCGUGUGCCUUUGCGGUUUCGACUCCUCAUCUGCGAUCGAGGGGAUCGCGUUUGACGCCUUUUCCGAGUCGGAUGACUUCGCACGUCAAGCCACAAGCACAGCACUGGCGAUCUUUACCGUGUCCAUUGCACUGGCUUGCACUCUUGGUGGAAUCAUCUAUGAUUCCUCUGGCUGGGUGGGGAUGAGCAUUUUUCAUGGCAGUGGGCAAGGGUUGCUGCUCUUGAUUUUGCUCAUCUACCCUACUUGCCGCCAAUCAUUUAGAGACUUCUUCUAUCUCUGUCCAAUGGAGAAGGACGUGGAAGAUCCGCAAGAACGACUAAAUCCUGUGGUGCCAGUGCCAGUGGAGGUUGCAGAUGUGGAUGAUGAGAAGAAGGAGGGCAUUCAAGAGCAUUCCGAGAAGGGCCUUCGCGGUGGAUCCAUUCACUCCUUUGCGGAGGAUGCGGAGCCUGAACCGGAGAGUUCAACCAUCAACAUGCCGGAGACCAAAGAGCCAGAAGCAGCCGAAUCUGAGCAGACUCACCAGCCUCAGGCGCGCGAAUCCGGCGGUGUCCGCUGGCAGCUGGAAGAUGUGGAUGAGGACACCAAGGUAGCCGCGAUCCACGAGGAAGAGGC